Aaosphaeria arxii CBS 175.79 is the source of this 1821-nucleotide messenger RNA. RefSeq lists its product as uncharacterized. NCBI's taxonomy places the organism in Eukaryota, Fungi, Ascomycota, Dothideomycetes, Pleosporales. Gene Ontology annotation, molecular function: arylformamidase activity. Bases 377 to 1372 code for a protein of 331 amino acids. The record is from RefSeq and is a predicted model, not a curated record. The transcript has 2 exons.
CUCGCAUGCUUCCGUUGUGAUCCGUUUGAGGGUAUUUAUUGUUCAAGAAACGCGUAAAGAAUAAUUUUCCCAGAUGAGCUGCUGUGCCUGAACAUCUGAUACAAAAGUUUCCUGAGUCGCGCUGGUCUCGGAGCAAAUCAACAUGGGGUAUUUGAUUUACAAAGACGUUUGAAAAUCCGUCCCUCCGAAGCUCAAGGAUCAUGGUGUGAUAUUGCAUAUUCUAAACUCGAUUGUUUCUAGUUCCCGAGCACGCAUUCGCCAACAAUCGAACAACAACCGAGACCAAAAAAGGCCAGCGAAACCGCCUUUCACAUACAAGUACACUAAUACACAUACACGGAUACCUGGACGAUCACAAUCCCCAGCACCAAAAGAGAUGACUGAGCAGAACGUGACAUCCCUCUUUGACACGCCGUACGAUGCCCUCCCUGACAAAAAGCGGGUCUGGCAGGGUACCCCAGGAAGCCGUGAAGAGGGACUUGGAAAACUCGCGAUUCUCACACCUGACGUCGUCGCUAGAGCCGCCGCAGAAAUUCGGACCGGGCGGAGGGUUUGCUUAAACUGGGAGCUCACCAAGCUGGAAACGGCGGGCUUCAAUCGGAAAGCAUGCGAGCACAACAUUGUCCCGCUUCUGGAAGGCGUUAUCUACGACGACACGUACAAUUUCAACCCACAGCAAAGCAGUCAAUGGGAUGGGCUCAGACAUUUUUCGAUGCCAAACCCGGCAGAAGGCGGAAAGGAGCGAACUGAGCGUGUCUUUUACGGUGGGACCACCAUUGCAGAGAUUAUGGACAGAAGCAACACUAGAAUCGGAAUUCACCAUUGGGCGAAAGAAGGUAUAGCAGGUCGUGGUGUACUCAUUGAUUAUGCGUGGUGGGCCGAGCGGAAGGGUAUUCAGUAUUCGUCGUUUUCGAAACAUGAGGUCAAAUUGUCGGAGAUCAAGGAGAUUGCGAAGGAGUGUAACAUUGAGUUUCGGAAAGGUGAUAUUCUUUUUGUGAGGAUCGGCAUAACAAGAGAAUGGGACACUAAGAUGAACGAAGAAGACAAGAAAGCCUACGCAGCGAACCCUACUCCUGAACAUGCUGGGUUAGAGGUUACGGAAGAUAUGAUCCGAUGGCACUGGGAUAGCGGUUUUGCGGCAGUUGCAGGAGACUCGAUCGGAUGGGAAGUGUACCCUCCUAAGGAUGUGAAGCUUUUGUUGCAUGAGUAUCUUCUUGCAGGCUGGGGUAUGCCCAUUGGUGAGCUAUUCGAUCUCGAAAGCCUCUCCAAGGUAUGCCAGGAAUUGGGCAGGUGGUCAUUUUUUGUCAGCUCAACCCCAUUCAACAUGCCUGGUGGGGUUUCUUCGGCGAGCAAUUGCAUGGCAAUUUUCUAGGAGGGCAUUGAGAGUACCAUUGGAUUACCAACGCUCACUAAGAGUCGUGUGUAUGUCCUUGCCCAUGAUUAUGUGCCACGCCCAAGUCUGCGUGUUUUUCUCCCCCUUUACCCUCCUCUUCUUUCAGUUGGGGGAGCAAUGGAAUUUCUUUCUGGCCUUCUGGCCUCUUCCAGUCCCAGUCCUUGAUGGAUUGUCUGGAAACUUGCCUCUUAUCUAUCCACUCAAACAAUUCGUCCGUAUUUUGACACUUUCUCCAAGCAUUGAAGUCUGGAAAUGGUUCUGGCUGGUCCUCCAUCCAUGUCCAAGUCACAAUGUUCAAGCUUGGUUGGCAUUUCAAUGCAUUCAGCAGUACACCAAUACAAUGUGAUCGGUGUGCAGCAUGCAUAGGAGGAAUAUUUGACAUAUCUCCCCACUUCUCACGGUAGUAGUAAUCGUAGUGCGCAAAUCUA